GGAAACAGGAUAAACGGUCGGGCGCGUUGGGUCUGAUCGAAAGAGCGACUCCGUGGCCGCUGCCAGAACCAUUUCUAGUGCGGGACGAACCGCACGGACCGACAGCAUCUGCGGGCGAGCACGAACCUCUGUAAAGCAGUUCUCUCUGGAAGGAAAGGCCCUAAAGUGUGUGUGUGUUUGCUGUGUGUGCUGCGUUGUGGUUGUCCUCGUGUGACGUCAGAGUACUGCCGAGGAUGGAGUUCUACGAGCCAACGCCGCUGCUGUUGGCCACCGGAGGGAAUAGUUCACGGGAGUGGUUCGUCGAUCGCUGGAAUUCGGUGUUGGAUGUGCUAGGUGAUGACCAGGAGACGCUGUACGUCUGGGUGCUGUGGGUGUGGACGAACGUCAUCUACUGGCUGCUGGCCGGGACGUUCGCCCUGAUGGAUCUAACCGAGUGGCCCCGGUUUAUGCGCAAAUACAAGAACCAACCGGGCAUGAACGAACCGCUGGAUUGGUCGCGAUUCAAACAGUUGGUGAAAACGGUGCUGUUCAAUCAGGUGAUCGUCGGUAUGCCGACGUCCUGGAUUGCGUUCAAGAUCAACGAGAGUGGCAUUGCGCACCCGAGGGCCCUGCCGGAUGCGUGGACGAUCGCGCGUGACUUUACCGUGUGCAUUACGCUGUGGGAGAUCACGUUCUACUACAGCCACCGGUUGCUGCACUCGCGCUUCCUGUAUCGGCAUGUGCACAAGAAGCACCACGAGUGGACGUCACCGGUCGCGUUGGCCGCCAUGUAUGCGCAUCCGUUCGAGUACGUACUGAGCGAUCUGCUGCCGGUGUUUGCCGGCCCGGCGGUCAUGCGGUGCCAUGUCGCUACGACCGGCAUCUGGUUCGCGUUCGUCAUGGUCGACACGGUGCUCGACCAUUGCGGUUACCAUCUGCCGUUCCUGUCGAGCCCGGAAUCGCACGAUUAUCAUCAUCUGAAAUUCAACCAGUGUUAUGGUCUGUACGGCUGGAUGGACUGGUUCCACGGUACCGAUACGGAGUUCCGGAAGAAGCAACAGUUCAAGCGGCACCAUCGCAUCAUAGGCUUCCAGUCGGCCCGCCAGCUAGUGCCGGAUGGCAAGGACCGCUUGUCGUCAGGCGUAGCGAAGAUGAACCAAUCGAUCGAGGUGUCACCGCAGCACCGAUCCGGUGAGCUGCAGGAGCUGCUACUUAACGUCGAACUCGUCGAAGGGUCACCCCUGGCCGUGUGGUGUAAUCAGACCUGGAACGCGUUUCUAGAUCGCAUUGGGGACGAUCAUGUGACGCUUUACGUGGGCUUCCUUACCGUCUACACGUACUCCUUCUUCUGGCUUGUCGGUGGCUUGUUCGUGCUGAUGGAUCUCACCAACUGGCCCGAGUUUAUGCGCAAAUACAAGAACCAACCGGGCGCAAACGAACCACUGGAGUGGGAGUCCUGCAAACAGUUGAUCCGGGUGGUACUACGCAAUCAGCUUCUGUACGGACUGCCGACAACGUACUUCGGUUUUAUGCUACGCUGGAUAGUGUUCUUCGAGCCACCGGAUCCACGCAUCCUGCCCUCACUGACGACGAUUGUCCGGGACAUUGCGGUGUGCAUCGUGGUAUGGGAGAUCACGUUCUACUACAGCCACCGACUGCUGCAUACCUCGCUGUUCUACAAGCGCAUCCACAAGAAGCACCACCAGUGGACGGCCCCGGUUGCCUGGGCGGCCAUGUACGCCCAUCCGUUCGAGUUCAUCAUCAGUGAUCUGCUACCGGUGUACCUUGGUCCUGCCCUCAUGAGCUGCCAUGUGGUGACGUUUGCCUUGUGGUUCACGUUCGUCAUGAUGGAUACGCUGGUCGAUCACUCGGGCUACCAUCUGCCGGUACUCGGUAGUUCCGAGAUGCACGACUACCACCAUCUCAAGUAA
Messenger RNA from Anopheles darlingi, 1910 nucleotides. RefSeq lists its product as uncharacterized. Gene Ontology annotation, molecular function: iron ion binding; C-4 methylsterol oxidase activity. NCBI's taxonomy places the organism in Eukaryota, Metazoa, Arthropoda, Insecta, Diptera, Culicidae. Bases 234 to 1910 code for a protein of 558 amino acids. The record is from RefSeq and is a predicted model, not a curated record. The transcript is spliced from 6 exons. Gene Ontology annotation, biological process: sterol biosynthetic process.